GCCCUAUAUACAUACAACACACGGUGAAUCAUCUGUCAGAUUCAAGGUUAAACUGGCAAAAGCACUUCUUUUUCAAAAAAUAAAUCAAAAAUUAAUAUAAUGGCCAAAGACGAAAAAUUAGAAUCUCCACAACGCGAUGCAGCGCAAAAAGAAAAUUUAUGGUCUUCGAUUCUAAACGAUGUCCAAAACCAUGGAAACACAAAGCUACCAUCCUGCAAGCAAAUUCUUGUGUUGGGCGAUAAUGAGUCUGGCAAAACGACUAUGGUGGCAAAAUUACAAGGAGUUGAAGAUCCCAAAAAAGGAUGGGGCUUGGAGUACGCCUACAUUGACGUUCGCGAUGACUACAGAGACGAUAACACUCGGUUGAGCGUAUGGGUCUUAGAUGGGGACGCAGGUCAUAAUGAGCUACUUAAAUUCGCCCUUAAUUCAGAGACAUUCCCUCAUACUUUAGUGGUUUUAACUGUGACAAUGACCUCACCGUGGGGAAUUUUGGAUCAACUACGCCAUUGGGCUUCUGUACUUGCGGAUCAUGUCGAUAAACUAAAGUUAGAUGUUGAUUUACGACAGUCACGCAGGCAGUACUUGGUGAAAACGUGGCAAGACUACAUUGAACCGGGCGAUGAACUGGAUCCUGCCUCGCCAAUGAAACGUAGCUCGCGGAAUUUGGGAGAUGGUGAUUUCGAUGGAGAGCUGUAUGAUGACGGCCCUCUACCUGAAGGAACGUUAACUAGCAACUUAGGACUGGAUAUUGUUGUAGUGGUUACUAAGACGGAUUACAUACAAAAUCUGGAAAAAGAACAUGACUAUCGGGAUGAGCACUUGGAUUUCAUGCAGCAGCAUAUUCGACGAUUCUGUUUGCAAUAUGGGGCCGCUCUCUUUUAUACUAGCGCAAAGGAGGACAAGAAUUGUGAUUUAUUAUAUAAAUAUCUUACUCAUCGUAUUUAUGGUUUUCCAUUUCGUACCCCAGCCUUGGUAGUCGAAAAAGAUGCAGUCUUCAUACCUGCAGGUUGGGAUAACAUGAAGAAAAUUAGCAUUCUAUUCGAAAACAUGCACACCUGUAAACCGGAUGACUAUUACACUGAUAUUAUCGCCCAACCAGUCACAAGAAAGACUGUAAGUCGCGAAACCGAACUCCUAGCAGAAGACGAGCAGGGAUUUCUAACUCGCCAGCAGCAAAUUCUGUUAGCGGGAGGAGGUUUAGCUCCUGCAGGUUUGCGCCCCGGAGAAUCUCCAAUUCGCACGCCGACUCUAACGAAGGGUUCAACACGUUCUCCGGCAGCAGCCGGUAUACAGAGUUCCCCAAAAAAGUUGGAUGGGUCUAAAGUUGUCAGCACCCCAGGCGGAGAAGGCGUGUUGGCAAACUUUUUCAAUUCUCUACUGCAUAAAAAAACUGGGGCAAGUCCCGGUAGCCCGGCCAGUUUAACAGGGUCGCCGAAACCUGUGGCGGAUGGUACUCCUGAUAAAGCUACAAUGCGUUCCGAUGCAGCUGCCGAACUUGAUCGAUUGGCUAGAUCUAGAAAACCUACGGGCGAUGGAGGCAUCGACUUUAAUGCAUCAGAUUGCUGAAGUGAAGAUAAUUUAUUGUUAAUCUAACUUUGUUAUGCUUAUUUUUUGUUCAGGUUGUAAAUGUAGAAAGACGCUUUAAUUUAUUUGGUAUCAUUGGUCAGUUCUGUAUGAAUUUAUUGUACUAACAUGUAAACAAAUUCAGUAUUUCAUGUUGUUGUUUGCUUAAAGUGAAGGAGGAUUUCUGAACUGAAUGUGUAUGAAAUUAUUUCUGUGUGUACAUUAAUUAUAUAUUCGUGUCAUUCUUUUUCUAUAUUAUAUAUAUAUCUUGCAAAACGA
This is a messenger RNA of Photinus pyralis (common eastern firefly), 1842 nucleotides long. It is a transcript of the gene Dlic, whose product is annotated as cytoplasmic dynein 1 light intermediate chain 2. The record is from RefSeq and is a predicted model, not a curated record. Gene Ontology annotation, biological process: microtubule cytoskeleton organization; microtubule-based movement. Lineage: Eukaryota; Metazoa; Arthropoda; Insecta; Coleoptera; Lampyridae. Gene Ontology annotation, molecular function: dynein heavy chain binding. Gene Ontology annotation, cellular component: centrosome; cytoplasmic dynein complex.